AUGGAAGAUAAUGAAGAGGGCCACCAGUUAGUCCAAAUUCUUGAGGAGGUGCAAUUCACAUUGACAAAAUCAAUCUCUGCUAAGUCAAGUGAAGGCCCCCAACCUGAAUUGGGGUCCUCUGCUUGCUGCCCUAAAAAUGAUUUGGUCUAUACAAGGAGGAGGAAAAAAUAUGGGAAAAAGCCAUCAGUCCCUCAAAAUGUUUUGGUCUAUACGAGGAAAAAGAAUGCCAAAAAGUCGAAUGAAACUGACAACGAAGGAAAGCAUUUGGCACCGAAAGUCGAGCUCGAUGAGAGGACAAUGAGAGAAUGGGAAAUCUCGACUGGAAAACUCGAUUCUAGUAAAGACUCGGUUGAAGGUGAAAUCGAGUGGUGGGAGAAGGAGAGGAGAUCUUUUGUCGAGCGGGUCGAAUCUUUUGUUUCCAGCAUACGACCUAUCCAAGGAGAAAUAAAAUUUUGCAAGUGGAAAGGUUCAGUCUUGGACUCUAUAAUGGGAGCGUACCUCACACAGAACGUGAAGGACACUUCUUCAAGCUCUGCCUUCAUAUCCCUCGCGGCUAAGUAUCCGCUCGAGGCAGCCCAAGUACAUUCUCUGCCACCCGAAUUUGAAAAAAUGGCUCUGAGGUCGAGUGGAGCAAAAGCGAAAGAACAUGAGGAGAUGCUGCACACUAUGGUCAGUUGGAAAAUGAAAAGGCCACGAACUACUGACUUUGGAAGGAAAAGUCAUGUGUUGAAGGGGAAAGCUAUGUGUGCAAAAGUCUCGUGUUCGGAAGUUGAAAAAAGGAGGAAAAUAAUAAAUGGUGAGGUCCUGCCCAUGACCCAUAGCUGGAAUACGAAUGCGAGAACAUGUGUUACUGAAAGGAAAAAACGUGCACUCAUAGCAGGGAAAAGGAAGAGGAGUGAAGAUGGUUGGGAUGCUUUAAAGAAACGUUAUAUGGAAGGUGAGUUUGGUGACGACACAUAUGAUAAUCACACAUCGGAUGCUUUGGAUUGGAGAGCAGUUCAGACGGCCGAAGUUGACGAAAUAGCUAAGGCUAUUGAAAAACGAGGGAUGAGCAAUAAUUUGGCCACAAGAAUAAAGAAUUGCCUCAAUAUGUUGGCGACUAAUCUCGGUUCUCUUAACCUGGAAUGGAUAAAAGGUGUUCCGGAUAACACGGUCAGAGAACACUUGUUGAGCAUAUCUGGGCUGGGGCUAAAAAGCGUGGAGUGCAUACGCUUGUUGUCACUAUCACAGAAGGGAUUCCCGAUUGACACAAACGCCGGGCGGAUUGCCGUACGUCUCGGAUGGGUCCCCAUUCAACCCCUUCCACAAGGGCAAGGGCAGGCGUUUCAUCAACUGAAAGAGUACCCGAAACCAGACAGUGUGCAGAAAUAUCUCUGGCCACGACUAUCUGAACUUGAUGUGUCAACAUUGUAUGAGCUACAUUGCCAGAUGAUCACUUUCGGAAAGGUGUUCUGCACAAAGAGAAACCCAAACUGCAGUGCUUGCCCCAUGAAAGCCGAAUGCAGGCACUACGCGAGUGCUCUAAGUGCUCGUCUUGCCUUAAUGAUGAAGCACCGGAAAAAUGACGAACACUCGAGCAAUAUAUUUGAAGAUAGAGCUGAAAGCUCGACCAGCAAUGAAACAGCAAUGCUCCCAAUUGAGUGUGUUUUCCCCAAGCGGCCACAAGGGUCAGGCAAACUAAAAUCACAUGAACCUCUUGAAUGGGACCUUGAGGACUUUGUCGUCGGAGCCAACCGUGCACCGCCGGAAUCACCCGCCUCAGCCGCCACAGCAACCGUUCCGUCCCACGCCACCUGA
Messenger RNA from Striga hermonthica, 1797 nucleotides. The record is from the annotation of a GenBank genome assembly. Lineage: Eukaryota; Viridiplantae; Streptophyta; Magnoliopsida; Lamiales; Orobanchaceae.